CACCACUUUUUCUUUCAAGCUGUGCUGUUGAAGUUGAAUUAUCUUUCGUGUACCAGUGGAUUUGGGCCUCUGAGGGACGUCAACAUGAAGGUGCCUCAUUCGUCUCUGAUCACCUUUGCUCUACUGUUGAGUCAACUCUCCAGUGCAUCAGGGGGCAAAAUCCUGGUGUUCCCAUUGGAUGGAAGCCAUUGGGUAAACAUGAAAGUACUUGUAGAGGAACUGCAUACCAAAGGCCACGAGGUCACUGUGGUUCGGACGUCCGAUAGCUGGUACAUCAGUGAAAAGUCUCCUCUCUACACCUCUGUCACUAUUCCCAGCCCUAAUGGAUUUCAGGAAAACUUUGAUACUUUUUUGUCUCAACUGCUAGAGGUCCGGCUUCAGGGUAAGCACACAUCUUUUUGGUCUAACAUCUGGAAUCAUAUUCAGAGGCAGCGGGUCAUCAUGGACCAGUUCUCUGAGUUCCAUAAGGGCAUGAGUGAAAUGGUCGUUCAGAUGUUUGAAGAUGAAGACCUGAUGCAGACUUUACAUCGAGCCAAAUAUGAUGUGGUUUUGACUGACCCUAGCAUCGGCGGAGGGGCAAUGCUGGCCCAUCGGCUCCAACUUCCUCUUGUUUUCAAUGUCAGAUGGACCAUUGAAGGUGAAGCUCAUUUCCUUAUUGCUCCCUCACCUCUGUCAUACAUUCCAUUCACUUCAACGGAGUUGACACAUAAGAUGACCUUCCCUCAAAGGGUAAAAAAUGUUUUGAGUUAUAUCAUUGGGAUGUACGUGCUAUCAUGCAUCUCAGAACCUAAUUACAAACCGGUAGUUGAGAGGUACUUUGGCCCUGGUGUGGAUUACUCAGCAUUUUUCCUGGAUGCUGACAUAUGGCUUAUGAGGAACGAUUUUGUCUUUGAAUUUCCACGUCCAACAAUGCCAAAUAUAGUCUACAUAGGUGGAUUUCAGUGCAAGCCCCCAAAGCCCCUCCCUGCCGACCUGGAUGAUUUUGUCCAGAGUUCUGGAGAUCAUGGGGUCAUAAUUAUGACCUUAGGAACUUUAGUCGGGAGUCUUCCACAAGACAUUGCCGAGGAGAUUGCUGCAGCUUUUGCCCAACUGCCUCAGAAGGUUGUGUGGAGGUAUAUCGGACAAAGGCCAGCCAACCUGGGAAACAACACAUUAAUGGUCAACUGGCUACCACAGAAAGACCUCUUAGGACAUCCCAGAACUAGAGUGUUUGUGACCCACGGAGGCACUAAUGGGGUUCAGGAAGCAAUUUACCACGGAGUUCCUGUAGUUGGGCUGCCCUUAUUCUAUGAUCAGCCUGAUAACCUCUCCAGAAUCAGAGCAAAGGGAGGAGCUGUGAUUGUGGAUAUUGCCAUGCUUGAUAGACACAUUUUUGCAGAUGCCCUAAUGACAGCUCUUCACAAUUCCUCGAUCAGGGAAAACAUGCAGACACUCUCAAAGCUGCACAGAGAUCAGCCCAUGAAACCACUGGACCAGGCUGUGUUUUGGAUAGAAUAUGUCAUGAGACAUAAAGGAGCCUGUCAUCUGCAGACACAGUUCAACAAAAUGUCCUGGUUUGUUUACAAGUCUGUGGAUGUCAUUGCUGCUUUGUUUACAGUUGGUUUGCUUAUAAUGUUCACCAGCAUUUCAAUUGUAAGGUUGUUGUGGAGAAUUAUUUUUGUUGGGAACAAAGUUAAACAUGAAUGACAUGAAAAAUAAAAUGUUUGUUUUAUGUGUGAAAUCUAAGCACUAUCAAUAACCCAAUAUUUAUUUUUGUGUGUCAAGUUGAUAAAGUUGAAAGACAGGAAAAAUACUGGAUGAAAUCUUUUUGAUUCAUAAAAUGUGAAGAAAUAGCUGUCUGUUGACAAAAUUAAGGCUUAUGACCUUACUAUAAAAAAUAAAGGGUUAAUGUGUUUUGUAACAAAUAUUAAUAUCAUAUAAAUAUAAAUGCAAUAGAUGUUUAUCACUUACCACCUAACUGUUUGGACAAUAGAUCUUUAGAAUUAAUGUUUCUGUUAGCUAAUAUGAGUUAUGGAUGUGGAUGAUAAUGGAAACAUGAACUGAAUAUUAAAGCUGCAAGCAGCGUUGGGCGGGCCCUCGCACUUGUAGCGCGCCCGCGUGUG
Micropterus dolomieu (smallmouth bass) is the source of this 2102-nucleotide messenger RNA. RefSeq names its product UDP-glucuronosyltransferase 2C1-like. Lineage: Eukaryota; Metazoa; Chordata; Actinopteri; Centrarchiformes; Centrarchidae. The coding region runs from base 85 to 1686 and encodes 533 amino acids. The record is from RefSeq and is a predicted model, not a curated record. The transcript is spliced from 2 exons. Gene Ontology annotation, molecular function: UDP-glycosyltransferase activity.